CGAACAUUUACUGCGUGCGUGCGAGCGCGUCUGUGUGUAGUGUGGCCUUUUGCAACCUGGUUCAAAUAUGGCGAAACCUACUCAGUUAUUAAAUAUUGAACCGGCGAACGAGCUCAAAUUCCUGGGCCCGUUCCGGACUGCUGUUGCGUCCUAUAUGCGGCUCACCAAUCCAACCGACCAUGAUAUCUUUUUCAAAAUCAAAACAACCGCACCGAAGAAGUACUGUGUGCGACCGAACUGUGGCUUACUGGAACCCCACGAAUCACAGGAAAUAGCCAUCGUUCUACAGCCGUUCAUAUUCGAUUCGAAUGAGAAGAACAAGCACAAGUUCAUGGUGCAAUCGAUGGUAAAGCCCGACGAUGAGGAAAUUAAUCUGGAGGACCUCUGGAAGAAGUAUCCGGAGAAGCUGAUGGAUUCGAAGCUACGGUGCGUGUUCGAGUGCCCGCUGGACAGCAACCAGCCGGCACCGGCAGCUGAAUCGGCGACGGUGGCCUCACCGCCCAACAGUAAACAAUCGUCUGCUGUGGCAAGCAACGAUGCCGGCGCACAGUUCUCAAACGCACAGUUUAACGCGAUGAGCAACGAGGACGAGCAGAAGUCGGAGGCGGCACUGCUAAAGGAGGUGAAGAAACUCCGGGACAACGAAAGUGUUUUGCGUCAGGAAAAUUUGCAACUGCGGGAACAAAUUAUACAGCUACACAUGCAAGUGGACGGACGGGCUAAGGAGCAAUCGUCGGCGGCUACCGCCGCAAAGUCAGUCCCGGUACAGUCGGUGCCCGUACACUACCAAAAUCCGUACUCGCCACCGCAACAGCUGGCUCGCAAUCCGCCGCUGGAGCUAAUGUAUGCCGUGAUUGCCGCCGUGGUCAUGGGCAUUGUCGGCGUACUGAUCGGCAAGGUCAUGUACAGCGACGGUAACAAAUAA
Molecule: messenger RNA, 925 nt
Organism: Anopheles marshallii
Lineage: Eukaryota; Metazoa; Arthropoda; Insecta; Diptera; Culicidae
Gene: Vap33
Product: vesicle-associated membrane protein-associated protein B
Exons: 5
Coding region: 68-925 (285 amino acids)
Biological process (GO): endoplasmic reticulum membrane organization
Cellular component (GO): endoplasmic reticulum membrane; plasma membrane
Molecular function (GO): FFAT motif binding
Source: RefSeq, a predicted model, not a curated record